Anopheles marshallii is the source of this 2814-nucleotide messenger RNA. RefSeq names its product membrane alanyl aminopeptidase-like. The transcript is spliced from 6 exons. Gene Ontology annotation, molecular function: metalloaminopeptidase activity; zinc ion binding; peptide binding. The record is from RefSeq and is a predicted model, not a curated record. Gene Ontology annotation, cellular component: cytoplasm. NCBI's taxonomy places the organism in Eukaryota, Metazoa, Arthropoda, Insecta, Diptera, Culicidae. Gene Ontology annotation, biological process: peptide catabolic process; proteolysis. Bases 1 to 2814 code for a protein of 937 amino acids.
AUGAACGUGCGUGUGGAAACCGCCGCCUUGGUGGUUAGCCUGGUGAGCUUUCUCAGUCUUAACGUUUCCUGUACACCCCUGCACCCGAAACUGUUCGAUGAAGUUGAGGUCGAACCACGCGUCCAACUGGAACAGUACCGGCUAAACGAUGACGUGCUGCCUUCUCACUAUGACAUCGAAAUUAAGCCGUAUUUUGAAGCUGAAAACGAAAAGAAAGCAUUUACAUUCGAUGGUCACACUGUCAUCAGUGUUACCGCGUCGAAGGAAAACGUUGCGCAGAUCAGACUGCAUAAGGCAAACAUGAACAUUACGUCCUGGAGCGUGAUGCGCAAAAGCAACAGUAGGUUGGUGCGCAGCGAAAACGAAACGUACGACGAGGAAACGCAAAUUCUGACGCUACAUCUUAACGAAACAUUGCUGAAAAAUGUCGAGUACCUUAUGGUGUUUAACUACGUUGGCGUGAUGGAAGAAAAUAUGCGUGGAUUCUACCGAAGUUACUUCUACGAGAAUGGAAUGAAAGUGUGGCUUGGAUCGACACAGUUUGAGCAAACAGAGGCACGUCGGGCGUUUCCGUGCUUUGAUGAGCCCAAGUUCAAGGCGACAUUUCAGCUGAAGCUAAGCUACAAACCUCUCCAAUACGAAAUAUUCUCCAACACGCGGAUCACCAAAAGCGAUGUCAUUGGCAACAAUCGCACAUUGGCAACGUUUGGCAUCACACCGAAAAUGUCCACGUAUCUGCUUGCGUUCAUCGUUGCACCGUACAGUACGAGCGGAGACGGUAUUUUACAAAUUCUAUCACGUCCAGAAGCCUCCAACCAGACAGCGUACGGUAUUGACCAGGGUCUGCGGCUGCUGCAAGCAUUGGGCGAUUGGAUACAGUAUCCAUUCAACAAUGUGACGGAGAUUCAACGCAUGUAUAUGGCGGCAGUGCCCGACUUUGCCGCAGGAGCAAUGGAAAACUGGGGUUUAAUCACGUACCGCGAGUCAAGCUUACUAUACGUGCCGGAAGACGCUACCAGUCUGCAGCAGCAGCGCAUCGCAACGAUCAUCUCGCACGAGCUGGCUCACCAGUGGUUUGGAAAUUUGAUCACCUGCGAAUGGUGGGAUGUAACCUGGUUAAAUGAAGGGUUCGCUACAUAUUUCGAGUAUUUCGGUACCGCCCUCGUUGAACCGACUUGGGAGCUAGAGCAACAGUUUGUGGUCGAGAAGCUGCACACUGCCAUGCAAACGGACGGUGCCUUGUCGACCCACCCAAUGACACAUCCGGUCUACACACAGGCCCAGGCAGCCGCUAUAUUCGAUACCAUUUCCUACAACAAGGGUGGCGUUGUGUUGCGAAUGUUGGAACACCACAUGACGAAAGAGGUAUUUAAGAACGCUAUUGUAGAGUAUGUGAAAGAGCGGCAAUUUAGCGCGUCGCGUCCGGAGCAUCUUUUUGCUGUGCUGGAUAAACACAAUUACAGUGCGAGUGCUUUCAUGAAACCCUGGACAACUCAGCCAGGAUUCCCCCUUGUGACCGUUACCGCCAAUGCAAAUGGAUUCACCAUCAUCCAGCAACGGUUCCUUGCUAAUCACACCGAUCAUGAAGAUGAACUGCUCUGGCCGUUACCGAUUACGUUUGCUACCAAUGGGGAUGAAUUCGCAAACACUAAACCAACGGUUGUUACUUCAGAGUCGUACAAUAUUUACAUGAAAAAUGCUACCGACGUGAAAUACUUCAUCCUCAACAACCAGCAGGUGGGUUACUAUCGCGUACAUUACGCGGACGAGUUGUGGGAUAAGAUCAGUACGGCACUGCGCACCAGAGGCUUCGAGGGCAUCCAUGUGCUCAACCGUGCACAGAUUGUUGACGAUUUGUUCAAUCUGGCCAAAGCGGACGUCAUGGGAUAUCGCAAAGCGUUAGAUAUAUUGGAGUACCUCAAAGAGGAAACCGAGUACGCGCCAUGGUUUGCCGCUGCCAACGGAUUGGCCGCACUGUCGCUAAGGAUUCAUUCGGAGGAUGAGAAGUUAUUUGCGCAACACGUCAUGGACAUUUUUGCCAAAGUCUACGAGUAUGUCCAAUUUCAAGCACCUCCACACUCGGAGCAUCGAUUACACACUUACCUGCGACGUUUGGUACUCGACUGGACCUGUCGCUACGGGCAUGAAGGCUGCAGUACGAGUGCUUUGAAGGAAUUUGAAUCAUUCCGUGCCAAUUCGAGUGCAAAAGUUCAUCCCGACCUGCGCCAGGUGGUGUACUGUGAAGGUAUGCGCAGAGGAUCGCACGAGCAGUUUGAUUUCCUCUUAAAUCUAUACCUCACGACAAAUGUGGCUACGGAGCAACAGCUCGCGUUGCAGGGCAUGAGUUGUGCAACAGAGAAAGCAGUUAUUCAUAAAUAUUUGAACUUCACAAGCUCACCAGACGUUCGUAGACAGGAUAAGGGAGCCGCGCUAACACUGCUGCUAAACAAUCAGAACGCACUGGAAUCGGCUGCAUCCUACCUAAUAGAAAACAGUGGCCACUGGGCUGAAGCUCAUGGAGGCUACGAAAAGGUUGCGAUGGCCCUCGGUGGUAUCCUUACACGAGUGAAGGAUGUGACUGUGCGGGAAACUAUUGCACAAUUCGCCGAAGCUAGUAAAGAUGUACUGGGAACGGAUGCGUACGAACUCAUCAGCAAGGGACUGGAGGAAUAUGACAACAAUCAACAGUUUACCAUGAAUCACCGCGAUGAGAUACUCGGAUUCCUUUCUCUGAAAACUGCCAGCGGUUCGUCACGGACUGUUAUCGCCAACGUUGUUGUAGCGCUGUGCUUGGUACUGUUAGCGGUGUGGUAG